Molecule: messenger RNA, 3801 nt
Organism: Eublepharis macularius
Lineage: Eukaryota; Metazoa; Chordata; Lepidosauria; Squamata; Eublepharidae
Gene: RASGRF1
Product: Ras protein specific guanine nucleotide releasing factor 1
Exons: 27
Coding region: 1-3801 (1266 amino acids)
Biological process (GO): Ras protein signal transduction; positive regulation of GTPase activity
Cellular component (GO): plasma membrane
Molecular function (GO): protein binding; guanyl-nucleotide exchange factor activity
Source: RefSeq, a predicted model, not a curated record
AUGCAGAAGGGGAUGCGGCUGAACGACGGGCACGCCGUCUACCUGGGGCUGCUGGCCAAGAAGGACGGCGCCCGGCGCGGCUACCUGAGCAAGCGGAGCUCGGACAACACCAAAUGGCACCCCAAGUGGUUCGCCCUGCUGCAGAACAUGCUCUUCUACUUCGAGAGCGACUCCAGCUCCAGGCCGGCCGGCCUCUACCUGCUCGAGGGCUGCGUGUGCGACCGGGCGCCCUCGCCCAAGCCCAAGGACCCCCUCGAGAAGCAGCACUAUUUUACUGUCAACUUUAACCAUGAGAACCAGAAAAGCCUGGAGCUGAGGACAGAAGAUUCCAAGGACUGCGAUGAGUGGGUGGCAGCCAUCAGCCAUGCAAGUUAUAGGACUCUUGCUACAGAGCAUGAAGCGUUAAUGCAGAAGUACCUCCAUUUACUUCAGAUUGUGGAAACCGAGAAAACGGUUGCCAAGCAACUUAGGCAGCAAAUUGAAGAUGGAGAAAUAGAGACGGAGCGUCUGAAAUCUGAGAUCGCUGCUUUGCUGAAAGAGAAUGAGCGCAUCCAGUCCAACCAGACAAAUGUCCCCAGCGACGAUGACAGUGACAUCAAGAAGAUCAAAAAGGUCCAGAGCUUUUUGCGUGGCUGGCUGUGUAGGAGGAAAUGGAAGACCAUCAUCCAGGACUACAUCCGCUCCCCCCACGCAGACAGCAUGCGGAAGAGGAACCAAGUGGUCUUCAGUAUGCUGGAAGCUGAGGCGGAGUACGUGCAGCAGCUCCACAUCCUGGUGAACAAUUUCCUGCGCCCGCUGAGGAUGGCGGCAAGCUCCAAAAAGCCACCCAUCACCCACGAUGACGUCAGCAGCAUCUUUCUGAACAGCGAAACGAUUAUGUUUCUGCACCAGAUCUUUUACCAGGGCUUGAAAGCACGCAUCUCUAGCUGGCCCACCUUGGUGCUGGCUGAUCUGUUCGAUAUCCUGCUGCCGAUGCUCAACAUCUACCAGGAGUUUGUCCGGAACCACCAGUACAGCUUGCAGAUUCUGGCGCACUGCAAACAAAACCGGGAUUUUGACAAGCUACUGAAGCACUACGAGGCAAAGCCAGACUGCGAGGAGAGGACGCUGGAAACCUUUUUGACAUACCCCAUGUUCCAGAUCCCCAGGUACAUCUUGACACUUCAUGAGCUCUUGGCACACACGCCCCAUGAACACGUGGAGAGGAACAGCCUGGAUUAUGCAAAGUCCAAGUUGGAAGAGCUUUCCAGAAUAAUGCAUGAUGAAGUGAGCGAGACAGAAAACAUCCGGAAGAACUUGGCUAUUGAACGGAUGAUUAUAGAAGGAUGCGAAAUCCUCUUGGACACCAGUCAGACAUUUGUAAGACAAGGCUCCCUCAUUCAAGUGCCCAUGUCUGAGAAGGGGAAGAUCACCCGGGGACGCUUGGGCUCCCUCUCCCUGAGGAAGGAGGGCGAGAGGCAGUGCUUCCUGUUUUCCAAGCACUUGAUCAUCUGCACUAGAGGCUCUGGGGGGAAGCUACACUUAACAAAGAAUGGUGGCGUCAUCUCCCUCAUAGACUGCACUCUGGUGGAAGACAUGGAGAACGCGGAGGAGGAGACAAAAGGGCAAGACAUGGACCAUCUUGAUUUCAAGAUCAUGGUGGAACCCAAGGACAGCCCAUCAUACACCGUCAUCCUUGUGGCAUCUUCCCGGCAAGAAAAGGCUGCGUGGACCAGCGACAUCAGCCAGUGUGUGGAUAACAUUCGGUGCAAUGGCCUCAUGAUGAACGCGUUUGAAGAAAAUUCAAAAGUCACCGUUCCCCAGAUGAUCAAAUUAGCUGCCAAGGGCAUCAUAUCCCGUCUGUGCUGUCUCCCCAGGUCUGACACCAGCUUGUACUGCGAUGACGUCGACAUCCGAUUCAGCAAAACGAUGAACUCUUGCAAAGUCCUCCAGAUCCGCUAUGCCAGUGUGGAGCGGCUUCUGGAGAGGCUGACUGACUUGAGGUUCCUCAGCAUAGACUUCCUCAACACCUUCCUGCACUCUUACCGGGUCUUCACCUCUGCUAUGAUUGUCUUGGACAAGCUGAUCACCAUCUACAAGAAGCCAAUCAGUGCCAUUCCGGCAAGAUCACUGGAGCUGUUGUUCGCAAGCAGUCAGAACACCAAGCUCCUCUAUGGGGAGCCUCCCAAGUCUCCGCGUGCCAACCGCAAGUUCUCCUCUCCACCCCCUCUUUCCAUCACCAAGUCCUCUUCUCCCAGCCGAAGGAGGAAGCUGUCCCUGAACAUUCCCAUCAUCACUGGGGGGAAGGCCUUGGACUUGGCUGCCCUCAGCUGCUCCUCCAAUGGCUAUGCAAGCAUGUACUCCUCCAUGUCCCCCUUCAGCAAAACCACCCUGGACAUUAACAAGCUCUAUGUGUCCGGCAAUUAUUCCAACAAGCUGCCGGAUGAAGGGGAAGGGCCUGCCGAGAAGCCCGAAGAAGCGCUUCAGAACAAGCCCGGCGCCGAGGCGUCUGUCCGAGAGGAGUCUGACACUGAUCAGAACCAGAGCGACGAAGCCGAAACGGAGACUUCGCCAACCAAAUCACCGACGACUCCUAAAUUGGUCAGAGGCAAAAACAGCUCAGAAUUCCCUUUGUUCUCAUAUAACAAUGGAGUUGUUAUGACCUCUUGCCGAGAACUGGACAACAGCCGCAGCGGCCUCUCAGCUGCUUCUGCUUUUGCGAUUGCAACAGCUGGGGCCAAUGAGGGCACUCCAACCAAAGAGAAGUACAGGCGAAUGUCGCUAGCAAGCACAGGCUUUCCUCCUGACCAGAGGAACGGUGACAAAGAGUUUGUGAUUCGCAGGGCCGCCACCAACAGGGUGUUGAACGUCCUCCGCCAUUGGGUCUCCAAGCACUCCCAGGAUUUUGAAACUAAUGAAGAGCUGAAAUGUAAAGUGAUCAGCUUUCUGGAAGAAGUGAUCCAUGACCCAGAACUCCUGACUCAAGAGAGGAAAGCUGCUGCAAACAUCAUAAGGACUUUGACUCAAGAGGACCCUGGAGACAAUCAGAUAACGCUGGAAGAGAUUGUGCAAUUGGCAGAGGGAGUCCAGGCAGAACCUUUCGAAAAUCACUCCGCUCUGGAAAUAGCUGAACAGCUCACCUUGCUGGAUCACUUGGUCUUCAAGAAGAUCCCCUACGAAGAGUUUUUUGGGCAAGGGUGGAUGAAGGUUGAAAAGAAUGAGCGGACUCCAUACAUCAUGAAGAACAGCAAGCACUUCAAUGACAUCAGCAACCUGAUCGUCUCUGAAAUCCUGCGCAAUGAAGAUGUCACCGCGAGGGUGAGCACCCUGGAGAAAUGGGUGGCCGUGGCUGACAUCUGUCGCUGCCUACACAACUACAACGCCGUUCUCGAGAUCACGGCCGCUUUCAACCGCAGCGCCAUCUUCCGCUUGAAGAAGACUUGGAUGAAAGUCUCCAAGCAGACCAAAGCUUUGAUUGACAAGCUGCAGCGACUGGUGUCUUCAGAAGGUCGGUUUAAGAAUCUGAGGGAAGCCCUAAAAAAUUGUGACCCACCCUGCGUCCCUUAUCUUGGCAUGUAUCUCACCGACUUGGCAUUCAUCGAGGAAGGCACACCUAAUUACACCGAGGAUGGCCUGGUGAACUUCUCCAAAAUGAGGAUGAUUUCCCACAUCAUUCGGGAGAUCAGACAGUUUCAGCAAACCGCGUACAAAAUAGAGCAUCAGGCAAAGGUCACCCAGUACCUCCUAGACCAAACCUUUGUGAUGGAUGAGGAGAGUCUUUACGAGGCGUCUCUCCAGAUAGAGCCCAAGCUGCCUACCUGA